Myxocyprinus asiaticus (Chinese sucker) is the source of this 2862-nucleotide messenger RNA. RefSeq names its product transcription factor AP-2-alpha-like. Gene Ontology annotation, molecular function: RNA polymerase II transcription regulatory region sequence-specific DNA binding; DNA-binding transcription factor activity, RNA polymerase II-specific. The record is from RefSeq and is a predicted model, not a curated record. Gene Ontology annotation, cellular component: nucleus. The transcript has 7 exons. Bases 438 to 1712 code for a protein of 424 amino acids. Gene Ontology annotation, biological process: regulation of cell population proliferation; regulation of transcription by RNA polymerase II; anatomical structure development. Lineage: Eukaryota; Metazoa; Chordata; Actinopteri; Cypriniformes; Catostomidae.
AGAUAUACUGAUUCCUCAUUCAAUGGACGUCAUUUAGUGCAGUCUGCCUUGAGUUGCUUCCUCGCUUCACGCUCGAUUUCCGACCAUUCUUCCCUUAUUAAGUAUUCGUGUAAUAUUAAUAAUCAUGAAUAUCUACUAUUAGGAGUGCAUGGGAAGAGACAGUAUGUGCUAACAUGAGCUCAAGCGAGGGAACAGCUCACUGACAGAGCCGGGAGACGCCAAAGGGAUCUAAGAAACUUUAGAGAAAAACUGUGCAUUUAAAGAGCACAUGAAGAAGAGUGGGAAUUUACCCAGAUUCUGAUGGAUUAUCGCUUUAUGUGAACGCCGGUCACCGCUACUUUGUCCUGCAUUUGUUAUUGGCUUGAUUUCAUUUGCGCGUUCUUUUUCGUUUCGUCCCUUUGAAAUUCUUGGCCAAAAAUCCUCGGAAAUCUUCGCAGAUGUUAGUGCACAGUUUUUCCGCGAUGGAUCGCCAUGACGGGACCAGCAACGGCACUGCCCGGUUACCUCAGCUGGGCAGCGUGGGUCAGUCUCCGUACGGCAGCGCUCCUCCGCUCUCUCACACGCCCAACUCAGACUUCCAGCCGCCAUACUUUCCACCACCCUACCAGCCCAUUUACCCGCAGUCUCAGGACCCUUACUCUCACGUUAACGACCCGUACUCCAUAAACUCUCUGCACGCCCAGCCGCAACCGCAGCACCCGGGCUGGCCCGGCCAGCGGCAGAGUCAGGAGAGCAGCCUGCUGCACCAGCACCGCGGGCUUCCGCAUCAGCUGUGCCGAGAGUACCGCAGAGAAGUGCUGCUGCCGUCGGGUCACGGCAUCGAUACCGGACUCACGGAUUCAAUCCCUAUCCAUGGAAUACCUCACUCUUUAGAAGAUGUUCAGCAUGUUGAAGAUCAAGGAAUUCACAUCCCAGACCAAACAGUCAUCAAGAAAGGUCCCGUUUCCAUAUCCAAGAACAGCAAUGUCUCUGCCAUACCGAUUAAUAAGGACGGACUUUUUGGCGGUGUGGUAAACCCAAAUGAAGUGUUCUGUUCGGUUCCGGGUCGUCUGUCUCUUCUCAGCUCAACAUCAAAGUACAAAGUCACAGUAGCGGAGGUACAGAGACGCCUCUCUCCGCCCGAGUGCCUGAACGCCUCUCUGCUCGGCGGGGUCUUGAGGAGGGCUAAAUCUAAGAACGGCGGAAGAUCCUUACGAGAGAAAUUGGAUAAAAUCGGUUUAAAUCUACCAGCAGGAAGACGCAAGGCCGCCAAUGUUACCCUUCUGACGUCACUGGUGGAAGGUGAAGCUGUGCAUCUGGCCAGAGAUUUUGGUUAUGUAUGCGAGACUGAGUUUCCAGCCAAGGCGGUAGCUGAAUAUGUGAACCGACAGCAUUCCGACCCAAAUGAACAAGUCCAAAGAAAAAACAUGUUAUUGGCUUCAAAACAAAUCUGCAAAGAGUUCACGGACCUGCUCUCGCAAGACCGCUCACCCUUGGGGAAUUCACGUCCACAGCCCAUUCUGGAGCCCGGGAUUCAGAGCUGUUUGACCCACUUCAGUCUUAUUUCGCACGGAUUCGGGACUCCAGCCAUGUGCGCGGCCCUCACGGCGCUGCAGAACUAUCUGACGGAGGCCAUUAAAGCCAUGGACAAAAUGUACCUGAACAACAACCCCAACAACCACAACGAGACGGGCUCGAAAGCAGGAGAUAAAGAUGAGAAACACAGAAAGUGAUGUCCACCCACCACAUCCCAAUUUCAUUAUGACAAAACACACUAGUGAUCAAGAUUGACGCGCCACCUCCUGAUCUUGACAUUUUGAAACACUUCUGAUUUUUUUUCACCCCCCCCCCCCCCCCCCUUUUAAAUAAAAUAAAAAACACAAUUGACCUUGGAAAUCGUGGAAAAGGCAUUUCACUAAAUCAAAAUAAAAGCAGAGUCUCAAUAAGAGGAGUACAGAUCUGCCACAGCAGAACUUUUUAUGAACUCCCUUUUUUAUGAGUUCAACGGACUGAAAUCCAGCGAUUUCUCUUCAAUUUCUCCAUUUACGAUUGUAGCCAUGUGACAACAAGAAGCUGAAAGAGGAUGAUUUUCUAUCAGUAUUGUGAAUAAUAAACUUGAAAAAAGAAAACAACAACAAAAAAUCUACAGUUUCAUGCCAUGACUUCAAGUUAUUGACUUAUCACUCCGAGCGACCAACUUGAACUUUGAAUUUCAACACGAUUCGCGGUUAUAAGAGGGAAUCUGUGUUCAUGUAUGUAUAUAUUUAUUUAUGUGUAAUUUAAUGGGAAUUGUAAAUAUGGUACGUCUGUUCAAACUUCUUUUUUUAUUUAUCUGGUACCUCCUGUUUUAGUGGGUUUGAAUAUUCGCUUAGUUCUUCAUGUGGUUUUAUGGUUCUUAGAAAACAGAAGUUUGGGGUAUUCUUCUCUGGGAUAUUUCAGUUCAGCCCUCUUGUAGCAUGUUGAGGCGACAUUGAAGCAAGUGAACAAAUUGAAAAGAAAUAAACAUCCAUUUCUCUAUAUAUUAUCCUUAUGCCAUUCAGUUUAAAUCGAAAACUGUCAUUACGGAGACCCUUACGAUGCUAGUUUUGUGUUUCUAUCUUCUUGUUUUUAUACCAGAUUUUUAUGUGUUGUGCCAAUCACCUCUUGUUAUUCUCUCAAGCACCACAAGAGCAAUAAAUGGAUAUUGUCUUAUGAAUUAUUUCCUUUUUUCUUUUGAAUAAAUUCACAACAUUUGGGACCACCUGAUAUCUUGUAUGUCCACUGUCUAAAUUGGAGGCGGUUUAAUCUGUAUUGCAUAAACCUGUGCUGGCAAUAGCUCCCAUGCCUGUCAAUGUAUUAUAGUUCUUUGUUGCCCAGAAAAAAAUAAAUAUUUGAUACACUUCA